This is a messenger RNA of Closterium sp. Yama58-4, 1686 nucleotides long. Lineage: Eukaryota; Viridiplantae; Streptophyta; Zygnematophyceae; Desmidiales; Closteriaceae. The record is from the annotation of a GenBank genome assembly.
AUGAGCCCCGUCGCGGGAACCCCGGAGGCCGCCAGCCCGCGCGCCGCCGACGGCUCUGCCGUGCCGCCGCUGGCGUCGCUCGCCAAGCCGUCGUCGUCAGGCGAUCUUUCGUCGCUGGGCGACGCGAACAGCGACAUUCCGUGGUGGUCCGUCGCUCUGCCGCUCGAAUCCUCGGGCGGUGCCGCGUCGCCGCUCUUCUCCCCGCUUCUCUCGCCGUUGCCCGGCAAUUCCGGGUUGAGCGGCGAGGGCUUCGCGCUGUAUGGCGAAUUGGGGCGGCUGGACGGCGAGUGGGACAGCCCCGAGGGGCGCCGCCGGUCGGACGCGCCCGCCGCCGCCGCUGCGGACGACGACGCCGGCGGCGCUGCUGUUGCUGACGUCACACAAGGUGCGCAAGCUAACGGUGUGGGUGGGUUGGGAGAAGCGGCGGGAGAAGGGUGGGGCGACGAGGCUCUCAGUAGCGCCGGCAGUGACGGCCAUGUCGCUGCUGCCGGUGCUGCCACCGGCAUCAGCGGUGCGAGCGAUGCCGGCAGUGGCAUCAGCGGCGGUGGGGUGGCGCACAGCAGUAGCGCAUGGGACGGGUGCGGCAACGACGCGAGCAGCAGCGGGGCUGUGACGUUGAGGGGCGUGCAGGCGGAUGUGCUGUCCAACGCGAGUGGCGGCGAGGGCAGCGCGUCAGGGCGCGCGGAGGAGCACGCGGAGGCUGUUUGCCCUCGCGGCCGUGCUGCGGGGCAGGCAGGGCUGGCGGAGACGCGGCAGGCGGAGGGCGCAGCAUCGGAUAAGACAGGCUUGGAGCAGCCCGUGGUGAUAGAGGUGGUGCGAGUAGGUAGCGGGGCGAGCGGGGGUGAGGGGGAGCAGGUGGGCAGCGAGGUGGGUGGCGAGGCGGGUGCAGCGGGGCUGCAGAGGCGCUACCCCAGCUUCCGCGUGCGCGGCCAUGCGCCAAGCAGCAACGCGCACGAUAGCCACGACCUGCUGGCGCCUCCCGCGAUGCUGGGGGCUGCUGCUGGGCCGGGCGGUGCGGCAGCCCAUGGGGGAAGGCAGGGCGGGGUGGGGGAGCAGAAGGACAGGCCGCGGAGCAGCGCAGGCGUGGUGCGGCUGUGCGCGGGAGCAUGGCGGCCCACCGCGCAUGUGGACGGCUCACCUCUCCCCGCAGGUGCAUUAUCAGUGGCGGCAGCAGCAGAGACGAGGCCCAAGCGCCGCCACCAGAAGGCACCCGCAGCAGCGGCAGUGGCGACAGCGGCAGGAGGGGCAUCAGCGGCAUCCCCGCGGGGGGCGUGGCGCAGCGUGGAGGCGAGGAGCAGCCGGCGGCGGCGCAGGGCGCAGCAGAGGCGGGCGGGCGCGCGCGGGGCGAGUGGGUCGUCAGGCGAGUGGGAUGACGAUUUCUGGGGCACGGGGCAGGGCGAGGGGCGCUCACAGGGGCACACAGGGGCGCACGGGGUCCAGGGGGCCGUGGAGGGGCUGCCUACAGGGGUGGUGGCGCCGUGUGAGAGCAGCCCUGCUGCUGGUGCUGCUGCUGCUGGUGCUGUUGAUACAGGCAGUGAUGGGCGUGGCAGUGCGGGUGCAGCAGUGGAGGCAGCGACCUCACCAGCCGGCCCCCUCCGCUGCUGGCAGGCCGUCUCGCUUCGCGUCCCUCAGGCAGCGCUGGGAGCACGGCGGCACGGCUGCUCAUGGCGGUGCUGGUGGUGCUGA